AGCAUUCCCCUCUUCGUUUUCGUUCCCACCCCAGGUCUCCAAACCCACAUCAAUGCGCCCCAGCCGCACCAUUUGUCACCACCCUCUCCUCUCUCACCCCUUCUUUGUCUGUCCCCGGCUGCAGCCGCCCCGGUCUCUCGCCUUCUUUUCUCCACCGCAGUCGCCGGCCUCCUGCCUCCGCCAUCGUUUCUUGGACUCUCCGCUCCUUCCUUUCUCCUCCGCCUUGCCCCCGCUCCUCCUCGUCCCCCAUUGCUAGACCUCGAGCCCCAGAAAGCCUGACAAAUUUCUAGCCUCUGCACCUUCACAUACAUUCCCUCGCCAAUUGCAAUGGUGAUGUUUUCUUGGUCCAUCUCAGGCGCGGGGCGUUGAUUGGAGAGAGAGGGAAAACUGCGGAGUGGCGGUUACUUGGCUGGGGUGUGCUGUUCCUGUCCGUUCGUGCUCCCCGGAUUUGGACGCACGGGAGUCAGAUCCGUUCUUCCCUCACUCCAUCCUCCAAGGAUCCAUGGGUUCCGUCAAGCUGGGCUCCAAGCCGGACGCCUUCACCAGGCGAGGCCAAGCGUGGUUCUGCACAACUGGACUUCCUAGCGAUGUUAUCGUUCAGGUCGGGGAGAUGUCUUUCCACCUCCACAAGUUCCCUCUGCUUUCAAAGAGUGCCAUCUUGGGAAGGUUGAUCGAGGAGAAUUCAGACCAAGAUGAAUGUACCAUCAAACUAUCCAACAUCCCUGGAGGUGCAAAAUCAUUCGAGUUAGUGGCAAGGUUCUGCUAUGGUUUGAAGAUAGAGCUCUCUCCAGCAAAUAUUGUCCACCUUCGAUGCGCCGCUGAAUAUCUCGAGAUGACAGAAGAAACAGCGCAGGACAACCUCAUCCACCAGGCAGAAAUGUUCUUUAACCAAGUAGUUCUGCGCAGCUGGAAAGAUUCCCUGGAAGCACUCAAGACAUGUGAUGUCCUUCUCCCUCAUGCUGAAGACCUUCACAUUGCGAAGAGGUGCGUCGAAUCGUUGGCCGCCAAGGCUAGCAUUGAUCCGGACCUCUUUGGCUGGCCAGUAUCAGAGCACGGUGCGAUGCAUAGCCCCGGGGGCAGUGUAUUGUGGAAUGGUAUUAGCACGGGUGCAAAGCUCGGGAACUUCAGCUCAGAUUGGUGGUAUGAUGAUGCUUCAUCAUUGAGCUUCCCUACAUACAAGAGGCUUAUCUCCACCAUGGAGUCAAGAGGCGCCAAGGAGGAGAUCGUCGCCGGUUCGCUCACCUACUAUGCCAAGAAGUGUCUCCCAGGACUGAACAGGCGUCAAAGCAUGGGACCGGUGCCCCUGACUUCUGCUGCUGCUACCCUAUCCGAGGAAGAACAAAGGCAUUUGCUUGAGGACAUUGACAGGAUGCUGCCUCUUCAGAGAGGCCUGAUAUCCACAAAUGUUUUGCUCUGGCUGCUUCGAACUGCCAUGAUUCUGAAAGUCAACCGUGCUUGCAUUUCCAACUUGGAGAAAAGGGUCGGCAUGCAGCUAGAUGAAGCUACACUGGAGGAUCUACUGCUGCCGAACUUCUCGUACACAAUGGACACGCUCUACAACGUCGAGUGUGUGCGCAGGAUCCUUGAUCACUUCUUGGCGAUGGACCAGACCAUGGGUGGUGGCUCCCCGUGCUUGGAUGAUGUGAUGGGUUCUCCUUCACUCGCGCCGAUCACCGCUGUCGCCAAGCUGAUUGAUGGCUACCUCGCAGAGAUUGCACCAGAUAUCAACCUGAAGCCACCGAAAUUUGAAUCUCUUGCAACUGCUUUGCCUGAGUAUGCUCGGCCUCUAGAUGAUGGUCUUUACCGCGCCAUUGAUGUAUACUUGAAGGCGCAUUCUUGUCUACCGGAACCCGAGCGCGAGCAUCUCUGCCGGCUGAUCGACUGCCAGAAGCUGUCCCUGGAGGCAUGCACCCACGCCGCGCAGAACGAGCGCCUGCCGCUGCGUGUGGUGGUGCAGGUCCUCUUCUUCGAGCAGCUCCAGCUGCGGACAUCCAUCGCCGGGUGCCUGAUGGUCUCUGACAACCUGGAAGGAUCCUCACGCCCCCUCCACGGCAGUGGCACCAUCGCGACGUCCGGCGAAGCCGGUGCCCGCUGGGUCACGUCGGCCGCGGUGAGGGAGAACCAGGCCCUCAGGGCCGGCAUGGACAGCAUGCGGUUGCGGCUGGCGGAGCUGGAGAGGGAGUGCUCCGGCAUGCGGCAGGACAUCCGGAAGCUUGGCGGCGCCGCGGGGAAGGACGGGUGGGCGGCGCGGGUCCAGCGGAUGUUCAGCCUGAAGAUGAAGCUGCAGAUGUGCAGCACCGAGGAGGCGAAGAUGAACGACCGGCACAGGAGCGCCAGCGCCAAGCUGGAGAAGCUGCAGGCCAAGGUGUCCAGUCACAAGAAGCACCUCACCAUUGAUGCAUGAGCUCUCAAGCUUUUACCCUGGCCUGGAACUCCUUUUGGCUUCCAUGGUUUUCCUGCAGAGAGCUUCAGGGCUGAUAGUGCAGUGGCAAGACUUCUUCAGGUGAAACUGUCACUGAUGACUUCUGAACCCAUUGUGAUGUUUUGGGUGGUACUAGCGGUGCAGAUGGAACCAGCAAUGUAAUGUUUGUAGUAGUAGUAACUAAGAACUGGAGCAGAGUGACUGAGGCGCGGGUUUCGCGGGAAAUGGUUCGAUUUCAGGCAUUCACAAACACCUUUUGGUUGCCAUGAUUUAGCUAGAGAGUUGCACUGCCCUACCCCUGCUGCAUCUCUAGCUAAACCGUCGAGUUGUUCAUGAGUCAAGUAGGUGUCUCACUGAAGUAGCAGCAGUUGUAAAGCAGUGAUCAGCUGUGAGUGUAUUUUAGGGAAAGUCCCCAAAGCCCUGUCCAAAUGCUCUGUGGAUUUGUUACAUUGCUCAGCUUGUAAAGCACUUGGUGUAUGCUGGAAUUCAUCUCUGCUUUCUGUUUU
Messenger RNA from Aegilops tauschii subsp. strangulata, 2928 nucleotides. The record is from RefSeq and is a predicted model, not a curated record. Lineage: Eukaryota; Viridiplantae; Streptophyta; Magnoliopsida; Poales; Poaceae.